Messenger RNA from Drosophila willistoni, 2171 nucleotides. RefSeq names its product putative lipoyltransferase 2, mitochondrial (gene Lipt2). Gene Ontology annotation, cellular component: mitochondrion. The transcript is spliced from 2 exons. The record is from RefSeq and is a predicted model, not a curated record. Gene Ontology annotation, molecular function: lipoyl(octanoyl) transferase activity. Gene Ontology annotation, biological process: protein lipoylation. Bases 71 to 763 code for a protein of 230 amino acids. NCBI's taxonomy places the organism in Eukaryota, Metazoa, Arthropoda, Insecta, Diptera, Drosophilidae.
CACAGAAAUUAUCGAUAUAACACAACAUUUUAAAUGUUUAUUAAAGAUUUUUAGUUUUAACGUCUAACGAAUGGCCAUUCGUCAGCCAUUGGUAACUAUAGUGCGUGCUGGCCGCCAUAGUUAUACCGCUGGUUUGGAGCUACAGAGAAAGUUGGCCAAGUCGACCAAGAAUAGGCCGGAUUUCGGCGUUUUCCGUAAUUAUAUUGUACUCCAGGAACAUGAUCCUGUCUACACGAUUGGCAUACGCACCCGUGGCUAUACGACAGAGGAUGAGCUGCGCUUACGUCACCUGGGCGCAGAUUUUCACCGCACGGAUCGCGGUGGUCUCAUUACUUUCCACGGUCCUGGCCAGUUAGUCGCGUAUCCCAUAUUGGAUUUGCGUCAGUUUAAGCCUAGUAUGCGGUGGUAUGUCGCCACCCUGGAACAGUUGGUGAUUGAAACAUGCCAACAGAUGGGCAUACCAAAUGCAGGAAGAACCCAGGAUACGGGCAUUUGGGUUGGCGACAGAAAGAUCUGUGCAAUUGGCGUACACGGGUCUCGUUACGUCACCACUCAUGGCAUUGGCCUAAAUUGCUGCACUGAUCUCAAAUGGUUUGAUCACAUAGUCCCCUGCGGUAUUGAGGGCAAAGGAGUAACGUCCAUAACCGAGCAGCUGGGGAGGCACACAAGUGUGGAUGUGGCUAGUGAAGUGCUGUUGGCGAAAUUUGCAAAAAUUUUUGACUGUCGCCUGGCCGAACAAUGUGACGAUAAUGAAAUUUUCUAGUAAAUCAAUAUUAAUUUCUAAUCAAAGCGUGAUUUAUUUAAAUCGCAUUUCUUGGCCCGACUAUCGGAUGGGACUUUGCCUCUUCUUUGCAUUUCAAGGCGUCCCUGCUCCCGAUGUUCGGCUUUGCGCAUGCGUCGAUCCUGACGCGACUCCACACAAUUGUUAAAGUAACGGUCCCGAAAAUCCUCUGAGGGAGUGGCAACGUGUAGGGGCGGUACGGACCAAUCGCUUGGCUCCGUUUGGGAGCAUUUCUCGUAAGUGAGCAGACGUCGUGCCGUUUGACCCGUCAACAAUUGCUCUGAAUUUGCCACAAGUUGGAGAUUACGAUGCUGCGGUAAUGUAGCUUCACUGUAGUCCUCUCUAAAAGUUAUAGUCGUAUCUUAAUCGAGUAAAAUUAACAUGAUAAAUCUGAUAUACCGAUGAAAUGGAAGCCAGCAGACGAGACGACCGCCUAUUCUCAAGUGCUUUGAUGCAAAAUCGAGUAGAUCGGCAUACAACUGCUGCAGAGCAUAAUGCGAUGUGGAGGGAUAGUGAGCCAUAUCAGAGUUUCGCGUGCCCUCUUUGACAGUUACCUUUGUUUCCACUUUUUCUGUAGCCUCGCGUAUGCCAUAGGGCGCUGCAAGGAUCAAAAAAUCAAUUUAUUAUUCUGUUUUUCUUUUAGAAUUGUACUCACGAUCUGUUAUGAUGCUGUCAAAUGAUACCCGCGGAUGCCACAGGGGAUUGGAGAAAUCAGCAACUACCACAUCCAUAUAGCGAUCGGCGCAACCGUACUGUUUGAGAUUUGAUCUAAUACUCUCGUCCUUCUCUCGCACCUUUUGGGUUAUACGACUGGGGCGGCAGCGGGCAUGUAGCAUCAUGUAAUCUAUAUCGGCGCCCAUUACAUAUCCGCCAAAUUUAGCUGCACUUACUAGCAAUGAGCCGGUGCCCACAAAGGGGUCGAAGACCAGAUCUCCUGGAGCUACCAGUGCUUGGUUGGCCAUAAGUAGACUCAAUUGGGCAUCCAUGCUGGUGUUGCCAAUAAAUUUUCGAUGCUUCAGUGAUAGGUCCUUGAUUAAAUGCCUCUGGCCUGCGGCCAGUAAGCGUCCGAAGAGUAUGUCAUCUGGAACGGGCGGCACGGCCGUGGGAUCCAAUCCCCAGAAUUCAAUAUACCACCACUCCACUUUAGGAUGCUUAAGAUCCACAGGACCAGACAAUGGUCUCCACAGUGAUCUUAAAGCUCGUGUUGGCUCCAAAAUGUGCCUCAACUUUGGCUGGGUGCGAUUCCACAUGGUUGCGAAGUCUUUCAUGAAACGCGUGCAAUGUUUGGCCGUGGGCAUACAACUCGAAGAUGGCACGCAGGGCAACGGACCUGGAGGCAAACUGCAGGGCAGUCUCGUCAUUGGGAAACUCUACCAGCCAAAACGGUUUC